AAAUAAUUUGAAGGCUGUCAAAAGGAAACGUUAUGUCCUCCGCCAUAUUGCCUUAUUUAUAUACGUGACAAGUAUUAUCGUUUUGGUUCAUUAUUUAGUCUAAUUCUUUCUAAUUUUGUUGCUUUCUUUUAAAAAGUUAACAUCCAACAAUGGAAGAACAAAGUGGAACAUCUGCGCCGAGGGUAAGCGAUAAACGCUUGGCACAAACUCAGGCUAAAGUAGAUGAAGUUGUUGGAAUAAUGCGUGUCAAUGUUGAGAAAGUAUUGGAAAGAGAUCAGAAAUUAUCCGAACUAGACAAUCGCGCAGAUGCAUUACAACAUGGAGCUGCGCAGUUUGAACAGCAGGCCGGUAAGCUGAAAAGGAAGUACUGGUGGCAAAACAUGAAGAUGAUGCUAAUUAUUGGUGCUAUCGGUGCGGUUCUACUUAUUAUCAUUAUUGUGUGGGCUACAUCCGGAUCCAGCUCAACCCCCGCGCCACCUCCUCCACCGGUUACUGAAGCUCCUCCAGCGGCUGGUCGAUAAAUGCACAAAUGUUACAUUCAUUCUGCAUUACAACAAUGGUAAAUAUGUGAAACUUACACUUAAAGACUAUUAAGUUUAGUAACAUUCAAAUUAUUUUGGAGUUACAAGUAAAUGUUGUCUUUGACCCUUUGUAAAAAAAACCUUUGUACAAUAUUGUUAUGGGUAUCAUCAGCUUACAUAUAUCCGCAUCCAGCAGCUUGGAGCCUACCCCAAAUUAAAGGUGACUAGACCUUAGUCAACCAUGCUGGCCUAUAAAUUCAGUGCAGGUCAAAUCACAAUAAUUUAAAUGUUGUGAAGGGUAACACUGAGUAAUCUUUGUAUGUUCUAAGUGAAGCAACAAGUGAGACUUCUGGUGGAGUCUAUCUUCUAAUAUUAUAUGCUAGAAGCUCACCAUAUAGUCUUUAGUUUUGCAAUCUUUAAAGUCUGCUAAUAUUUCUAUACACAUCUAAGAUAUGAAAGUUGUAACAUUUAUUUUAAAAGGAAUUUACCCUUGUUAUAUGCAGAAUGAGUAAAUAGACUUACCGAAGUUGAUUUAUUAUCUACAAUCACA
Molecule: messenger RNA, 1071 nt
Organism: Papilio machaon (common yellow swallowtail)
Lineage: Eukaryota; Metazoa; Arthropoda; Insecta; Lepidoptera; Papilionidae
Product: synaptobrevin-1
Exons: 1
Coding region: 150-521 (123 amino acids)
Biological process (GO): vesicle fusion; vesicle-mediated transport
Cellular component (GO): plasma membrane; SNARE complex
Molecular function (GO): syntaxin binding; SNAP receptor activity
Source: RefSeq, a predicted model, not a curated record